AUGGUAGGUGCAUUGUGUGCAAUGGAAAGUUUACAAAAAGUCGUUAGCACAAAAUGUAUAUUUUCCAAGAGGGUUUCUACACCACCAAAAGAAGAAAUCACGGACGCAACAAACAUGGACGUGGUCAUGUCAAGCCAGUGCGGUGUUCCAACUGCGCUCGAUGAUAAAGCAAUUAAACGCUUCACUGUCCGCAACAUGGUCGAGAGUGCUGCUGUUCGUGAUAUUACUGAAGCAUCUGUCUAUGAAGAAUAUGCCCUCCCAAAAUUGUACAUUAAGUUACAUUAUUGCGUUUCUUGUGCGAUUCACUCUCACGUUGUUAGAGUUAGAUCACGUGAAGGUCGUCGUAAUCGUGCACCACCUCCAAGAGUUCGCUAUAACAAGGAUGGCAAGAAAAUUAAUCCCAAUGUCACACAAAAAGCUAAAAAGCAAAAACUCUUAAUGAAAAUUGAUUUCGAAUUAUUUGUGAGCAUGAUAGAAUUACCGGAUUUCCAUUUAAAUGUUCAAUGUGCAACCACUAUCCAAGGCUCUAAGAAAAAUAUCAUUUAG
Cetraspora pellucida is the source of this 546-nucleotide messenger RNA. NCBI's taxonomy places the organism in Eukaryota, Fungi, Glomeromycota, Glomeromycetes, Diversisporales, Gigasporaceae. The record is from the annotation of a GenBank genome assembly.